This is a messenger RNA of Cavia porcellus (domestic guinea pig), 2039 nucleotides long. It is a transcript of the gene Lctl, whose product is annotated as lactase like. Lineage: Eukaryota; Metazoa; Chordata; Mammalia; Rodentia; Caviidae. The record is from RefSeq and is a predicted model, not a curated record. Gene Ontology annotation, biological process: carbohydrate metabolic process. The transcript has 11 exons. Gene Ontology annotation, molecular function: beta-glucosidase activity. The coding region runs from base 691 to 1875 and encodes 394 amino acids.
AAAGGUUCCACGUGGCGUGAUCGCCCCUGUGCAGCGCAAAGGUGCAGGUGCCAGGACGCUAGCGGAAGCGUGGCAGCCUGGACCAGGGCCCCAGUCCUGCAAUAGGGCUGUCGAGCCAGUACCACCACCCCCCGGCCUGAGACUCGCCCCCUGUGGAGAAAUGGGACCUGCUUGGCCUCAGCACCCACUUUCUCCUUGGACUCACUCCUUGGGGAAUUUUUCACCCAUGCUCCCUUGUCGAAGUACCUCCAUAUCCGCAUCCUACAUAACUCUGGGCUGCAGGUGGUGUAUCCCAGCUCCAUAGCGCAGAGACAGGGCUCCCUCACCCGCUCAGAGCCACCCACGGGCGCUAUGAGCCCGACACCCCGCACAUCCCUCCUCCGCAUCCCAGCCGACCGCCUGGCUGUCCAACCCGGCAGGAGGACAUCCUGCUGCUGAGGGAGCUGCAUGUCUGCCACUACCGCUUCUCCCUGUCCUGGCCCCGGCUGCUGCCCACGGGCGUCCGAGCCGAGCAGGUGAACGAGAAAGGGAUCAAGUUCUACAGCGACUUCAUCGACGCCCUCUUGAGGAGCAACGUCACCCCCAUCGUGACCCUGCACCACUGGGACCUGCCGCAAGUGAGGCGCAGGGGGAGGAGGCGGAGACCCCAAGCUGCUCCAGGACCGAUUCGGUGGGUGGCAGAAUGCCAGCAUGGCCAGUUUCUUCCGGGACUACGCUGACCUGUGCUUCGAGGUCUUCGGGGACCGUGUAAAGCACUGGAUCACAUUCAGCGACCCUCGGGCCAUGGUAGAAAAGGGCUAUGAGACGGGUGAGCAUGCACCAGGCCUGCGGCUGCAUGGUACCGGCCUAUACCAGGCGGCACACCACAUCCUCCAGGCCCAUGCGCAAGCCUGGCAUUUGUAUGACAGCAGGUGGCGCAGCCGACAGCAAGGCCUGGUGGGGAUUUCUCUGAACUGUGACUGGGGGGAACCUGUAGACGUCAGCAACCCCAGGGACGUCGAGGCUGCCGAGCGGUAUCUGCAGUUCUCCCUGGGCUGGUUCGCCAACCCCAUCUAUGCCGGCGACUACCCCCACGUCAUGAAGGAACGCAUUGGAACAAAGAGCAGGGAACAGGGCCUGGACCUGUCUAGGCUGCCUGCAUUCUCGCGCCAGGAGAAAAGCUACAUCCGAGGCACCUCUGACUUCCUGGGCCUGGGUCACUUCACCACGCGCUACAUCACCGAGCGGAAGUUCCCCUCCCGCCAGGGGCCCAGCUACCAGAACGACCAGGACUUGGUAGAAUUUGUUGACCCAGACUGGCCAGAUCCGGGGUCUCCAGGCCUCUGCUCCGUGCCAUGGGGUUUCAGGCGGCUCCUCCAUUUUGCUCAGACUCAAUAUGGCAAUCCUCCCAUAUAUGUGACAGAAAAUGGAGCAGUGCAGAGAUUGUACUGCACACAUUUAUGUGAUGAGUGGAGAAUUCACUACCUUAAAGGGUACAUCAAUGAAAUGUUGAAAGCUCUGAAAGACGGUGUCGAUGUGAGAGGGUACACGUGCUGGUCCCUGCUGGACCAGUUUGAAUGGGACAAGGGCUACACACACAGGUACGGACUGUACCACGUGGCUUUCGCCAUCAGAAGCAAGCCUCGCUACCCCAAGGCUUCGGCUCGCUUCUAUAAGAAGAUCAUUGCGGCCAACGGGUUUCCUGGGCGCAGACAGGUGCGAAGCUGGCACCAGGAAGCUUUGGAAACUUGCUUUGUCAAUGACCAAAUGCAUGCUACAGAGCCCCUGCUCGGCCACAUGCGCCUGGCCUCGGAGAUCGCGGUGCCCACCGUGUGUGCCGCCUGCGUGCUCAUCACAGCCCUGCUCCUCACCCUGCUGCUGCGGCACCCGCGCUGAGCCAGCCGGAGGAGGCAGCCACACCCCAGGAGCUCUUCAGGCCUGGGUGCGAUGCGGCAGGGCCCUGGGAGCCUGCUGUCUGUCCUUCCUCCCCUUCUGGAUAUGUGCUUGCAUUUAAGAUUAGAAAAGGAAAACAGUGUAAGUGAAAUAAAAGGCACCUGUGA